Molecule: messenger RNA, 1374 nt
Organism: Sabethes cyaneus
Lineage: Eukaryota; Metazoa; Arthropoda; Insecta; Diptera; Culicidae
Product: zinc finger protein 184-like
Exons: 2
Coding region: 46-1374 (442 amino acids)
Cellular component (GO): nucleus
Molecular function (GO): zinc ion binding
Source: RefSeq, a predicted model, not a curated record
CCGACGGACGGCGUUGACCGUAAAUUUUAUCCGCUUACCUACAGCAUGAAAGUGUGCCGUGUGUGUUUGUCGCCGGAUAACCAGUUGUACCAUUCGCUGUUUGCCGUACGAGAAGAGAGAACCAUUGCCGAAAGCAUUAUGUUUUGCACUGGCUUGCAGUUCGAACAAAACGAUGGUCUAUCUCAGUUCGUGUGUUCCUUUUGUACGGAGGAAUUCCUCAAGUUCUUUAAUCUACGAAAGCAGUGCUUGGAAGCUGACGCUUUUUUGCGAAAAACUCUUAGCUCAAAACAGAGUUCAGAAGAAUCUUACCCAAAUGUAGAUGAAACUAAAACAACCAAGCAAGAACCAGAUUUAAAUGAAGAAGUAAAAAUCAUUUUCCACGAUACAUCUGAAAUGCCUUCGGAGAUUUCGGUCGGCCCCGCUUGGACCAACGAAUGGUCAAUCGAAGAAGUUCAAGAAGAAUAUGAAAACCUGGAAACGCUAAAUAGUCCAGACAACGUCAACCCAUCGGAAAGAAGCAGCUCGGAGUUCGAACCGGAACCCAAACCCGUCCUACGUUCCCCACGUAAACGUAAGCCUCCCGUCAAAACCACCCGCAAACGAAAAAAAUCAAGCGCCGCCGACCGCCCUGCUGCGAAGCUCAUUUGCUGUGGCUGUCCGGCGGAAAGCUUCGACAGCCAACAGGCCCUGGACGGUCAUCGAACGGAUCAGCACGAAAAGUACCGCAUCACCGACAACGUGAUCCGGCCGUACGAAUGCGACGUAUGCUUCCAGCGUUUUCUCACCCAAAAGCAUCUCGACCAGCACAAGGCCCGACCGUACAAGAAGCGCGAAUAUGUUUGCACCUCCUGUGGGAAUGCUUUCUUCGCCAGUAGCACGUUGAAAAAGCACGAAGAAAUUUGCGCCGCAAACGAGCGCAACUACGGCUGCGACGAAUGUGGAAAACGUUUCACCCAAAUCGGUUCCUUGCGGAACCACCUAAAACUACACAACUCGGAGAAAACUCACUCCUGCCCAAUUUGUGGCAAAACCUUCCUGAAAAAGUUCGAAGUGCCAAUCCACAUGGUGACCCAUACGGAGGAACAACCGUUCCCCUGUGAUCAGUGUCCGGCGCGGUUCAAGCGAAAGCAGGCUUUGCGCAACCACCAGCGGCACCACAGCAAUCCGACGCCGUACAAGUGUGACCUGUGCGACGAGUGGUUUAAUAAUUUUAGUGCACGAAAGUUUCACCGCCAGAAGGUGCAUGAAGGGAUCGAACCGUUCAAGUGUGAUCAGUGUGGGGCGAGCUAUGGUCGCAAGAAUCGGCUCGAUCAGCACGUGCGGCGAGUGCACGCCGACGGCGUGAAAGUUGUGAACGAAACCGAAAUAGUCUGA